Messenger RNA from Candoia aspera, 1001 nucleotides. RefSeq names its product carbonyl reductase [NADPH] 1-like. The record is from RefSeq and is a predicted model, not a curated record. Lineage: Eukaryota; Metazoa; Chordata; Lepidosauria; Squamata; Candoiidae. Bases 29 to 859 code for a protein of 276 amino acids. The transcript has 3 exons. Gene Ontology annotation, molecular function: carbonyl reductase (NADPH) activity.
UAUAUUUUGGCAUUUAAUUAUAGGCAAAAUGACUAGUACACGAGUAGCUGUGGUGACUGGAUCCAACAAAGGCAUUGGUUUGGCUAUUGUGAGGGCCCUGUGCAAGCAGUUCUCUGGGGAUGUGUAUUUGACAGCCCGGGACCCUGAACGAGGCAAAGCAGCAGUGACACAACUGCAGGAAGAAGGAUUAAAACCACUUUUCCACCAGCUGGAUAUCACUGAUCUGGAGAGUAUCCAAACUUUCUGUGAUUUCCUCAAGGGAAAAUAUGGAGGAUUGGAUGUGCUAAUCAACAAUGCUGGGAUUGCUUUCAAAGUUGCAGAUACAACCCCAUUUGCUGUACAAGCAGAAGUCACAGUGAGAACAAACUUUUUUGCGACCAGGAAUGUUUGCAGAGAACUGCUGCCACUAUUGAAACCCAAUGGGAGAGUGGUCAACGUAUCUAGUGUGAAUGGUGCUUUAGCAUUGUCCAGGUGUAACCAGGAUCUGCAGCAGAAAUUUCGGAGUAACAUAAUCACCGAAGAGGAGCUAGUGAAACUCAUGGAAAAAUUUGUGGAAGACACCAAGAAGGGAGUGCAUGAAAAGGAAGGCUGGCCAAAUACUGCUUAUGGGGUAUCCAAAAUUGGAGUGACCGUUUUAUCAAGAAUUCACGCAAGGCUGCUGAAUGAGUCAAGGAAAGGUGAUGGUAUUCUCCUGAAUGCCUGUUGUCCUGGGUGGGUCAGAACAGAUAUGGCAGGUCCCAGAGCCCCAAAAACCCCAGAUGAGGGAGCUGAGACUCCAGUUUACUUAGCCCUUUUACCCACUGGUGCUACUGAGCCGCAUGGCCAAUUCGUUAGUGAAAAGAAAGUUCAGAAAUGGUAACUGUGCUAGUAUGCUUCUGUAUAUAAGCACUGCAAACUAUAGAUGCUACAAAGCUCUUUGCUACAGGUAUAUGCUCUAGCAAUUCUGCCAGGCUCUUAUGCCAUAGAAGUGGGAACCCACGUAUAAAGGGCAUCCUGCUGCU